GAUCACAAAGGACAGAGUAAAGAAAAAUCUCGAUUCAUCAUAACUCAUUACGGAAUAUUCAAAAUAGGAUGGGAUUGGCUGAUACUACUCUGCACAUUCUACAUAGCCAUCACAGUACCGUACAAUGCAGCUGGAGGUAGUAGCGGAAACAGCGUUCGAACGUCAAUCGUCAGUGACGUCAUAGUGGAGAUGCUUUUUAUUAUUGAUAUAAUGCUCAAUUUUCGAACGACGUACGUAAACAAGAUUGGCCAAGUUGUUUAUGAAUCUCGCCUAAUUGCCCUUAACUAUUUCCGGGGCUGGUUCCUCCUUGACCUCCUGGCCGCCAUACCCUUUGACCUUUUGUACGCCUUCAGUGUUCAAACGAACGCAUUGCAUUUAUCGAAAGUGGCUCGGUUGCUCCGACUGGCUCGGUUGAUGUCGAAACUCGACCGAUUCAGCCAGUACAGCUUCGUCGUCCUCACUCUUCUCAUGGCCAUGUUCGGCGUGUUGGCCCACUGGCUGGCCUGCAUCUGGUACUGUAUCGGUCUGCAAGAACUCAUGAAUGAGCCGGAUUGGACCGUCGGAUGGCUGUACCAACUAUCCGAGAAACUCGAUUCUCCGAUCGUUAACCGAACAGCUAACGUACCGUCGAUAACGAGUAUGUACGUGUCAGCUCUCUAUUUCACCUGCACGAGCCUGACCAGUGUCGGUUUCGGUAAUGUCGCGCCCAACACUAAUUCUGAGAAGAUAUUCUCCGUAGUGGCUAUGCUCAUAGGAGCCCUCAUGCACGCAUUGGUGUUUGGGAACGUGACAGCCAUCAUACAGAGGAUGUAUGCCAGACGAGCCAUCUACCAAACGAAGACCCAGGACUUGAAGGAUUUCUUUCGCACGCAUCACAUCCCCAGACCGCUAAAACAGCGUAUGCAAGAGUACUUCCAAACUACCUGGUCGCUGAACAGCGGCAUUGACCCGCAGGAAGUGAUAAGGGACUUCCCUCUAGAGAUGCAGGGCGAUGUUGCCAUUCAUUUAUACAGGGAGAUACUAUCACUGCCCAUCUUUAACGGUAUCAGUCAGGGCUGUCUCAAAGCCAUUGCUAUGCAGGUAAAGCCGAUGUUCUGCGCGCCAGGUGAGUUCAUAAUAAGGAAGGGUGACGUCAUAGGGUUCGUCUAUUACAUCACCAAUGGCUCCCUUGAGGUUCUAAAGAUGGGCGUCGUCGUCGCCAUCUUGAGCAAAGGCGAUCUAUUCGGUUCCGACAUCAUCUCAGUUACACAGCAACAGCAGCAGCAACAGCAGCAAACGUCUUGCGACGUCAAGUCCCUGACCUACUGCGACCUGCAGUGCAUCAACUUUGCCGGAUUGAAAAAUGUUUUAAGGUUGUACCCGGAGUUCUACCUCCAGUACUCGAACGACCUCCUAACCGACCUGGCCUACAAUUUGAGGGAGGGC
This is a messenger RNA of Helobdella robusta, 1425 nucleotides long. RefSeq lists its product as hypothetical. The record is from RefSeq and is a predicted model, not a curated record. The transcript has 11 exons. Gene Ontology annotation, biological process: potassium ion transmembrane transport; regulation of membrane potential. Gene Ontology annotation, cellular component: membrane. Gene Ontology annotation, molecular function: voltage-gated potassium channel activity. NCBI's taxonomy places the organism in Eukaryota, Metazoa, Annelida, Clitellata, Rhynchobdellida, Glossiphoniidae. The annotation marks the transcript as partial.